Messenger RNA from Akanthomyces muscarius, 1350 nucleotides. RefSeq lists its product as uncharacterized. Gene Ontology annotation, molecular function: oxidoreductase activity; zinc ion binding. Bases 1 to 1350 code for a protein of 449 amino acids. NCBI's taxonomy places the organism in Eukaryota, Fungi, Ascomycota, Sordariomycetes, Hypocreales, Cordycipitaceae. The record is from RefSeq and is a predicted model, not a curated record. The transcript is spliced from 4 exons.
AUGGCUCUCGCGCAAGCAGCAAACUACGUGGAGAAGCUUGUGGGUCACGACAACAGCGCCGACACCCAGCAAGAUGUAUCGUCAUUCCCUUCCGGCGGCGAGGGCGACACGAUGAAGGCCCUGGUGUGGAUGGGCAAGAAUAAAGUCGAAAUAGUCGACACCCCCAAGCCGAAGCUUGUCGAAGACCGCGAUGUAAUCCUCAAAGUCACGGGCAGCACGGUCUGCGGCUCCGACCUUCACCUCGUCCACGGCGCUAUCAUUGAGAUGAAAAAGGGCGACAUUCUCGGCCACGAGUUUUGCGGCGAGGCGGCCGUCGUGGGUCGCGGCGUGCACAACGUCCAGGUCGGCAAGCGCUACGUCGCGUCGUUCCAGAUUGCGUGCGGCGACUGCUGGUACUGCGAGCGCAAGCUGUCCUCGCAGUGCGCCAAGACCAACUCCAACACGUUGGAGAAAACCAUGUACGGCGGGCAGACGGCGGGCAUGUUUGGCUAUGCCCACUUCACGGGCGGCUUUGCGGGAGGCCAGGCCGAGUACGUGCGUGUGCCGAUGGGAGACGUAAACUUACUCGAGAUUCCCGACGACGUUCCCGAUGAGAAAGCCCUGUUUCUAUCGGACGUCCUCGCGACUUCGUACCACUGCGUCGUCGACACGGGCGUCGAGAAAGGCGACAGCGUCGCCAUCUUUGGCGCCGGCCCCAUCGGCCAAAUGGCGGGCGUCUUUGCACUCGACAAGGGGGCUUCCAAAAUCAUCUUCGUCGACACGGAACCUCGCCUGUCCACCAUCCAGUCCAAGUUUCCCUCUGACAAAAUGGAGCUCAUCGACUACAAGAAGCUGUCCACCGGGCUGACGAGCAAAAACACCGUCGUCACCCGUCUCAAGGAGAUGUGCGGCGAUGGCCGCGGUCCCGACGUGGCGCUCGAGUGCGCGGCAGGCGAGUACGCCAAGGGCUGGCUGCACUGGCUGGAGAUGCAGACGGGCAUGGAGACGGACACGUCGGAGAUUCUCAACGAGAUGAUUGAGAGUGUGCGGUCAUUCGGUCGCUGCGGCGUGACGGGCAUAUACACUGGAUACACAAAUCACUUCAAUAUCGGAUCGCUAAUGGAGCGCGGCAUCCGCCUCAUUGGUAAUGGACAGGCGCCGGUGCAUCUAUACUGGAAGGAACUCCUCGAGGCGAUUCAGAAGGGCAAGCUGGAUCCUCUGCAGAUGGUGUCUCACCGCGUGCGACUGGAAGAUCUGGUCAAGGUUUAUGAUGUGUUUGAGAAGAAGCAGGACGGCAUGCAAAAGGUGUUUGUCGAGACCAAAUUCUCGCAGCCGGCUGCGAAGGGGAGCCCAGCUCUGACCAGGUACUGA